Messenger RNA from Engraulis encrasicolus (European anchovy), 1283 nucleotides. RefSeq names its product mitochondrial ribosomal protein S34 (gene mrps34). Gene Ontology annotation, molecular function: structural constituent of ribosome. The transcript is spliced from 4 exons. Gene Ontology annotation, biological process: mitochondrial translation. Gene Ontology annotation, cellular component: mitochondrion; mitochondrial small ribosomal subunit. NCBI's taxonomy places the organism in Eukaryota, Metazoa, Chordata, Actinopteri, Clupeiformes, Engraulidae. Bases 125 to 799 code for a protein of 224 amino acids. The record is from RefSeq and is a predicted model, not a curated record.
GGAACCUUUUAUGCCUGUCAUUUGAUUUUUCUUCACGGAACCGUUUCAAGGGUGUACCACUGGCCUGACGCAUCCUGACGGAGGUCAUUUCGGCUGUUUACGGUUAAAUAAGCAGAACGUCAACAUGGUGAAGAAGAAGCGUGUCCGCCUGAUCGCCGAGAUGGCACGGAAGAUUCGCGCCUACAGAGAACUGAAGAACCGGCCUACAGAAUCCCAGCGGUACGCCCUCGACUACGACACCAUGACACGGCCGUUCACUGGCAAACGGCUGCCGGUCCUGGCGUGGGAAGACGUGCGGCGUGAAAGUCGUCUCUUCUCUCUGCUGUCCAGCAUGCGGAUGUUUGGUGUGGGCAGGUUGUUCACGCGCAAGUCGUGGCUGGAGGAGCACACUGAGCCGAGUUAUUGGAAGAUCACCAAAGUAAAAGUGGAUUACACUGCAGAGAGUAUGGACCAUGGGAAAGCAUGGGGACUCCUGACACACAAAGGAAAACCAGAGGAGAAGGAGCGCGAGAUAGAGAACGUCAUGUAUCACGACUGGCGGCUGGUUCCCAAGCACGAAGAGGCCAAGUUCACAUACUUCGAGGCGCGGCCGGAGCCCCCCAUCCGCUCGGUCAUCUACCCGCCCCUGCUGAGGGCCAUGAUCCUGGCACAGAGGGCCAAGGAAGGCCUCUCCACCACAGAGGAGCCCAUGCUGCCCCUACACAGAGACGUGCUGCUCAACAAGGAGUACUUCCGCCAGCAGGACAUGGAGAGGCAGAAGCAGAGGCAGAGGCAGGCCGAGGAAGGGACGCCAGUAUGAGUCUCAUGGCCCAUGUGCAAGACAGACAUGGCCAACCUGGAUUUAUUAGUUAUAAUCUAAUGCCACAAAUUCUAAACGACCUGGUGUUACCUGUCCGAUUUCAACCAGGUGAUUGCCUGUUUGAAUGAUCACCCCGUUGAAUUUGGCAUUGAAGUAAUUUGGAGUACAUGGCACUGGAUUAUAAAUAAUGAACCCGGGUUGCCCAUCACCUCGUGCAAGCCAGUGGGGUGCAGGGAGAUGGAGAGAGAUGAGGGACUGUGGCUGCCUUGUAAUACCAAACACUCUGGAAGUGGACACAGUUGAAACCACUCGCUGUGAAGGACUGAAAUAUUGCUACAGGUAAUAAUGAUGAUGAGUGGUCCUAUAUACGUGGAACUUGUGAGUCGUGACUGUCUUGACUGACUCAUUUCUCAUGCCCUCGUAUCCCCCUUUCUUUUGAUGUUGUAUUGUGAGAUUGUAAAUAAACUUAAGUUGGUGUCCAAUA